This is a messenger RNA of Condylura cristata (star-nosed mole), 6675 nucleotides long. RefSeq names its product latent transforming growth factor beta binding protein 2 (gene LTBP2). Gene Ontology annotation, molecular function: calcium ion binding. NCBI's taxonomy places the organism in Eukaryota, Metazoa, Chordata, Mammalia, Eulipotyphla, Talpidae. The record is from RefSeq and is a predicted model, not a curated record.
AUGUCAUUCUUGCACCACUGCCCCCUCAUUGCCAACACAGGAAGAUCCCGGCCGGGCCGGCGGACAGAGCCGCGGCCCCCCAGGCGCCAAGAAGCCCGCGGCCCGCGGGGUCGGGAGCACAGCCCGAGCGCGCCCACCGCACGUCCCCACGCACAACGUUCCAGCCGCCCCGGCGCCAUGAGACCUCCGGCCACCGCCCGCUGCCCUGGGCGCCCCCUACGAACCCCCUGGCGGAGUUUGCUGCCUCUCACCCUGGCUCUCUUCGUGGGCGUGGGUCACGCUCAGAGGGACGCGGCGGGAAGAUACGAGUCAGCUGGCAGGGACGGGACUCGACCGCGGAGCCCCGGGGGCAGCCACCUCGCGGCGGCUUCAGCCAAGGUGUACAGUCUGUUCCGCGAGCAAGACACGCCCGUCCUGGGCUUGCAGCCCGCGGAGCAGGUCCAGCCGAGCUGGGGGAGCCCCAGGAGGCCCGCCGAGGUGGAGGCAGCGAGGAGGCCGCCACGCGCGCAGCAGUCGCGGCGGGUGCAGCCACCUGCGCAGACCUGGAGAAGCAGUCCCUGGGGCCAUCAGCAGCCGGCACCCCGCACCCGGGCCGCCCCUGCUCUCCCGCGCGGCGGGACCCUGCAGCGGCCCAGGGCUGCGCCCCCAAAGCCGCCGCGAGGGCGGCUCACCGGAAGGAAUGUCUGCGGGGGACAGUGCUGCCCAGGAUGGACCACAGCGAACAGCACCAACCACUGUAUCAAACCUGUGUGCCAGCCGCCCUGCCAGAACAGGGGCUCCUGCAGCCGGCCCCAGCUCUGCGUGUGCCGCUCGGGCUUCCGUGGAGCCCGCUGUGAGGAGGUCAUUCCUGAGGAGGAAUUUGACCCCCAGAACUCCAGACCAGCACCCCGACACUCAGCCGAGGGCCCACCCAACCUGCACAGGACCAGCACAGCCAGGGAGAGAGGUGGGGCCAGAACACAGCCGCUGGCACCACAGAGGCCCAGGUCCCUGAGUGGGCUCAGCCAGGGCCACUCCUCCCAGCAGCAUGUGGGACUGUCCCCCACCAUCCGACUUUACCCAGUCUCUGCGACGAGUGGUCAGCUGAGUUCCAAUGCGCUGCCCUUGGGGCCGGGCCUGGAGCGGAGGGAUGGUGCCCAGCGGGCAGCAUAUCUGGACUACUCGUCAUCCCCCUGGGGACUGAACCUCACCGAGAAAAUCAAGAAGAUCAAGAUUGUCUUCACUCCCACCAUCUGCAAGCAGACCUGUGCCCGCGGACACUGUUCCAACAGCUGUGAGCGUGGCGAUACCACCACCCUGUACAGCCAGGGUGGCCAGGGUCACGACCCCAAGUCUGGUUUCCGCAUCUAUUUCUGCCAGAUCCCCUGCCUGAACGGAGGUCGCUGCAUCGGCAGGGAUGAGUGUUGGUGCCCUGCCAACUCCACCGGGAAGUUCUGCCACUUGCCCGCGCCAAAGCUGGACCCAGAACCUUCGGGAAGGGGCUCCCUCCACAGGGGCCCAGUGGGAGCCCCCUUGAGGCAAUCCACCUUCACACUGCCUCUCUCCAACCAGCUGGCCUCUGUGAACCCCUCCUUGGUGAAGGUGCACAUCAACCACCCGCCCGAAGCCUCCGUGCAGGUGCACCAGGUGGCCAGGGUGCGGGGUGAGGCCGAGGCCCCAGAGGAGAACAGCGUGGAGACCAGACCCUCACGCCGGCUCCCCGCCAGCCGAGGCCACAGCCACUGGGACAGCAACAUCAUCCCCGCUCAGGCCGGAGAGGCCCCUCGACCUCCACCCCCGGUGGCGCCCAGGCCUCGGGGCCUGCUGGGCAGGUGUUACCUGAGUGCUGUGAAUGGACAGUGUGCCGACCCCCUGCUGGAGCUGACAGCCCAAGAGGAUUGCUACUACCCGGUGAUUGAAAAUGGCCAGCUGGAGUGUCCCCAGGGCUACAAGAGACUGAAUCUCACUCACUGCCAAGACAUCAACGAGUGCUCAGCCCUGGGCCUGUGCAAGGACUCGGAGUGUGUGAACACCAGGGGCAGCUACCUGUGCACCUGCAGGCCUGGCCUCAUGCUGGAUCCCUCGAGGAGUCGCUGUGUGUCCGACAAAGCCGUCUCCAUGCAGCAGGGGUUCUGCUACCGGUCGCUGGGGCCUGGCACCUGCACCCUGCCUUUGGCCCAGCGGAUCACCAAGCAGAUAUGCUGCUGCAGCCGAGUGGGCAAAGCAUGGGGCAGCAAGUGUGAGAAAUGCCCCCUGCCUGGCACAGAAGCCUUCAGGGAGAUCUGCCCUGCUGGCCACGGCUACACCUACUCCAGCUCAGACAUCCGCCUGUCCAUGAGGAAAGCGGAGGAGGAGGAACUCGCCAGGCCCUCGAAGGAGCAAGGGCAGAAGAGCAAUAGGACCCUGCUCAGGCCUGCUGAGAGGCAGCCACUCCGGGUGGUCACCGACACUUGGCAGGAGGCUGGAGCCACCCCUGAUAAGGGGGACUCUCAGGCUGGCCAGGACGAGACCAAUGUUACCCAAGUGCUUGCCUGGGCCCCAGGGGUUGCUGUCAGAAGGCCAACACCACCGCCGCCUGCACAGGCAGUCCCAGGGGCCUGGCACGAAGAGCAAGUGAUCUCCCCCACUGAUGCGCUGGAUGCCUUGGGUGUCCCAGACAUCGACAGAUGUGCUACCAACAUCUGCGGCCCCGGCACGUGUGUGAACCUCCCAGAUGGAUACAGAUGUGUCUGCAGCCCCGGCUACCGGCUGCACCCCAGCCAGGCUUACUGUACAGAUGACAAUGAGUGUCUAAGGGACCCGUGUCUGGGAAGAGGGCGCUGUGUCAACCGUGUGGGCUCCUACUCCUGCUUCUGCUACCCUGGCUACAUGCUGGCCACCUCGGGGGCCUCGCAGGAAUGCCGAGACAUAGACGAGUGUGAGCAGCCAGGGGUGUGUGUCGGCGGGCGCUGCACCAACACUGAGGGUUCAUACCACUGCGAGUGUGACCAGGGCUACAUCAUGGUGAGGACGGGACACUGCCAAGAUAUCGAUGAAUGCCGACACCCUGGCACCUGCCCAGAAGGGAGAUGCAUCAACUCUCCCGGCUCCUACACUUGCCUGGCCUGUGAGGAGGGGUACCGGGGCCAGCGAGGGAGCUGUCUAGAUGUGAAUGAGUGUCUGACCCCCGGGGUCUGUGCCCAUGGACAGUGCAUCAACCUAGAGGGCUCCUUCAGGUGCUCCUGCAAGCAGGGCUAUGAGGUCACCUCAGACGGGAAGGGCUGCCAAGAUGUCAACGAAUGUGCCAGCCGGGCCUCGUGCCCCACGGGGCUCUGCCUCAACACUGAGGGCUCUUUUUCCUGUUCAGCCUGCGAGAGUGGGUACUGGGUGAAUGAAGAUGGCACUGCCUGUGAAGACCUAGACGAGUGCGCCUUCCCUGGAGUCUGCCCUUCGGGAGUCUGCACCAACACAGCGGGCUCCUUCUCCUGCAGGGACUGUGAGAAGGGCUACCAGCCCAGCGCCCUGGGCCACACCUGCGAAGACAUAAACGAGUGUGAGGACCUCCAGAGCCGCUGCCUGGGAGGCGAGUGCAGGAACACGGCUGGCUCCUACCAGUGCCUGUGUCCCCGGGGCUUCCAGCUGGCCAACGGCACCGUGUGUGAGGAUGUGGACGAGUGCAGGGGGGAGGAGUACUGUGCCCCCCGAGGCGAGUGCCUCAACAGCCACGGAUCCUUCUUCUGUCUCUGCGCACCGGGUUUUGCCAGCGCAGACAUGGGCACCAGCUGCCAGGAUGUGGACGAGUGUGAAGCCGCAGACCCGUGUCAGGGAGGACGCUGUGUCAACACCGAGGGCUCCUUCAGCUGUGUGUGCAAGACUGGUUUCCAGCUGUCCCCGGAGAGCGGGGAGUGUGUGGAUAUUGAUGAGUGUGAGGACUACGGAGAUGCCGUGUGCGGGCCCUGGGGGUGUGAGAACAGUCCUGGCUCCUACCGCUGUGUCCGGGGCUGCCAGCCUGGCUUUCACAUGACCCCGACUGGAGACUGCAUUGACAUAGACGAGUGUGCCAAUGACACCGUGUGCGGCAGCCACGGCUUCUGUGACAAUACGGACGGCUCCUUCCGCUGCCUCUGUGACCAGGGCUUCCAGACCUCACCCUCGGGCUGGGACUGCGUGGAUGUGAAUGAGUGUGAGCUCAUGCUGGCCGUGUGCGGGGCGGCGCUGUGUGAGAACGUGGAGGGCUCCUUCCUGUGCCUGUGUGCCAGCGACCUGGAGGACUAUGAUGCCCAGGAGGGGCGCUGCCGCCCCAGGGUGUCUGGAGGUCAGAGUAUCCCCGAGGUCUCGCCUGGGGAGCACCCCCCACGCCCCAUCCGCAUGGGAUGCUAUGCUGAGCAGAAUGGCCAGCCGCCCUGCUCCAGCCUCCUGGGCCGGAACACCACACAGGCUGAGUGCUGCUGCACCCAGGGAGCCAGCUGGGGAGACGCCUGUGAGCCCUGCCCCGCGGAGGACUCAGGUGAUUUCCGCGCGAUCUGCCCUAGCGGUAAAGGCUACAUCCCUGUGGAAGGAGCCUGGAUGUUUGGACAGACCACCUACACAGAUGCAGACGAGUGUGUGAUGUUCGGGCCAGGGCUUUGUCAGAACGGCAGGUGUCUGAACACGGUGCCUGGCUACAUCUGUCUGUGCAAUCCUGGCUACCACUACGAUGCCGCCCGCAGGAAGUGUGAGGAUCUUGACGAGUGCCAAGACCUGGCCUGCGAGAACGGCGAGUGCGUGAACACGGAAGGCUCUUUCCACUGCUUCUGCAGCCCGCCCCUCACCCUGGACCUCAGCCAGCAGCGCUGCGUGAACGGCUCCGGCGGCGCAGAGGACCUCCCUGACCACGACAUCCACAUGGACAUCUGCUGGGAAAAAGUCACCAACUAUGUGUGCAGCCACCCCCUCCACGGGCGCCGCACCACCUACACGGAGUGCUGUUGCCAGGACGGCGAGGCCUGGAGCCAGCAGUGUGCUCUGUGCCCGCCCCGGAGCUCCGAGGUCUAUGCUCAGCUGUGCAAUGUAGCCCGGAUUGAAGCAGAGCGGGAGGCUGGAGUCCACUUCCGGCCAGGGUAUGAGUAUGGCCCUGGGCCGGAUGACCUGCACUACGGCCUCUACGGCCCAGAAGGAGCCCCCUUCUACAACUACCUAGGCCCUGAGGACACGGUUCCCGAGCCACCCUUCCCAAACACAGCCAGUCACCCAGGGGAUCGUAUGCCAGUCCCGGAGUCGCCCCUGCAGCCCUCAGAACUCCAGCCUCACUACCUGGCCAGCCAUCCAGAGCACCAGGCCGGUUUUGAAGGGCUUCAGGCAGAAGAGUGCGGCAUCCUGAACGGCUGUGAGAACGGCCGCUGUGUGCGCGUGCGCGAGGGCUACACUUGUGACUGCUUUGAGGGCUUCCAGCUGGACAUGGCCCACAUGGCCUGCGUGGACGUGAAUGAAUGUGAUGACCUGAAUGGACCUGCUGUACUCUGUGACAGUGGUCACUGUGAGAACACCGAGGGCUCGUACCGCUGCCAUUGCCCCCCAGGUUAUGAGGCGGCGACGGGCCCCCCACGCUGCAUUGCCAAGGAGUAGCAGUGAGGGGUGAGUAUGAGCAGCUACCUGGAAACAGGUCUGAGGCACAGGCGGGGGCCUAUGGAAGCCUUUCUGGUUGGGAAGACCCUAUGAAGAUGUCAGGCAGAAGGCCCUGCAUCCCAGCUUGCAGCCAGUCUGGCCUGCUCCUCAUGUCCCCCAGCACAGGCUCUGGCUGUGAGCUUCUGUCACUGCCCCAUGCCACCAUGCCCUGCUUGGCUCAAACACCAAAUGCUUUAGUGCUUCUGCCACUGGCCAUGAGGCCCAGUCCUCCAUCUGCCCUGGCCUUGACAUGGAUGCUCACGUAAGGAUGGCUCUCACCCAGCCCUUCAAGCUGUGCAAAUGUGCAAGGUCUUUCAGCCUCAUACUACAAACACCCUUUCCAUCCACGAUCCUUAUCAUCCUGGUGAUUAGGCCACUAGGUCAGAGGCUACAUCUGUCCUGGGAUGAUCCUUCUGAAUCUAUGAAGCAAAAAAGGAUUGGCGAAGUUAUCGCUACCACUCAGCCAAUCUGAUCAGGGCCAGAUUCUGCCACAUCUCCAUCCCGCGGCCAAUUCCGCUGUCCAAGGAAGGGGUGAGAAGAUCCUCCUCAUGUCAGAGAAGCAAGACUGAUACUAACUUGCUCAGUGUAAGAGAUGCAAAUAAAGGGGAGCAAUGAGCCUGAGAAAGCAGCAAAAUAUGAAAAAAUAUGGGGAACUGGUAAGAAAGAGGGAACCAAGGUUUCAGCAAAUCUAAAGAAGAUAGCCAGUAGCUUGGGUCAAUAAAAAUCCAACAUCCACCCAGCAAUAGCUCCUGUACAUCACAGCAAGGGGUGCUACCGGACAUCUCUGAAGGCCUUGAAGUACUGCUUCUUACAGGAAACAAAUCUGUCCUGGACUCUCCUUAGGUGGAAAACAGUUUGAUGUGCUAAAAAGAAAAGGGUUAUUUUCUAGCUGGUGAAAUAUGGUGCAGUCUUGUUUAAGAAAUCCAGAUUUCCAAUGUUUUUUCUCCUCUUUAUUCUCUCCUUUGUCCUUUUCCCACUCAUAAAACGGCUGGCUGAUGUCCCUGAGUUUACAAGUAGACACCCUACCUUCAGCGAGCUGGGAGUCUAGAACCAUGAUGGAAUAAAGAAAUGUAA